AUGAAGAAUUCUUUGGCCCUCCUCACCUUGGCUGCUGGCCUCAGCCAGGUUACGGCUACUGGCUUCGGCUUCCACAACGCCCCUUCCUUCUCAUGCCCAGAUAACACCGACAACAAGUGCACAGACAAGCAGUCCAAGGGUUUCGACUUUGGCGAUCUGAACCUUGGUGGCUUCUCCAACUAUGGUGGCUUCAACUGGGCUGGCUUCAGCUGUGAGAGUGGCUUCGGCAAGCGUGACGGCCUGCAGCGACGCACUGUCAACUCCAAGUGCAUUACUGGAAAGGCUUCGAGCUCGAAGCAGUCGUCGCCCUCGUUCGGUUGCGAUACCAAGUCUGGUGUUGACAAGACCUCCGUCAAGGAGUUCCACGUCUACCCCGAGUUCGACUGCGACCUCGAGUUCCACUACGACAUGCCUGACGGCUCCAGCUGCAAGCACCGAUCUCCCUGCUCGUCCAAGGGUACGAUUGUGAAGAACUCCCAGUGCGGUGGUGCCAAGAACGUCACCAUCGUCUACCCAAGCCAGCCCAGCAAGCCCAAGCCCACUUGCUCGUUCGCUGUUCCCUCCAUCUCCUUCGGCUGCAGCACCGCCUCUUCCACCAAGACCGUGAGCACUGUCAGCAGCACUUCCACCGCCAAGGUAUCCACCACCUCGAGCAGCGCCGUUCAGACUACCUCGUCGUACCCUGCUGGCUCCCCCUCGACCUUUUCCGCCACCACCAGCGGCAAGGCCUCCACCUCCACCUCUGCCGUUGUCACCUCGUCUGCUCCCAGCAGCACCUACGCCGUCUCGACCAGCAAGGUUGAGUCGUCUAGCAGCAAAGUCGAGUCCUCCAGCACCAAGGUUGAGUCUUCGACCACCAAGGCUGAGUCCACCACCGUCGCUUCCUCCACCAAGGUUGAGUCUACUACUGAGGCUACUACGAUCACUUCCGUCACCAGCUACAUGACUACCUCGACUAUCCUGUCGACCGUUGUCUCCACUAUCACCAGCUGCGGUCCUUCCGUCCCCAACUGCCCUGCCAGCUCGACUGCCUUGACCACCCUGACCGUCUCCGUCGGCACCACCGUCUGCCCCGUCACCGAGACCUUCACUACUGUCACCAAGCCCACUGGAGUGCCUACCGAGAAGCCCAGCACUGAGAAGCCUACUGAGCAGCCCAGCACCGUUGUCACCAGCUCUGCUACUGCCCCUGUUGCUUCUUCCAGCACUUCGCCUGCCGGUCCCGUUGAGACUCUCCCCUGCCCCCAGGUCGUCCCCUCUUGCUUGAACACCUGGAUGUUCAGCGUUGGCUGCAGCUCCAACACUGACACUGCCUGCUACUGCCCCGACGCCAAGUUCGUCCAGAACGUCUUCACCUGCCUGUACGCCUACGGUGAGACUGACGAGAUCAUCUCCGAGGCUGUUACCUACUUCCAGGGCAUCUGCGGUGGCUUCAUCCCCACCAACCCUGGCAUUGCCACUGGCGCCGACAGCAUCACCAGCGUUCUGACUGCUACUGCCACCACUGCUCCUUCUGCUGUCUACACCACCGUCAUUGUCGACGUCACCACUGUUGUCCCUUGCACCACUGAGGGUGGCGCUACCAUCCCCAGCUCCAGCAGCACCAUCACCAUCAGCACUCAGGUCACCGUUCCUCAGGUUGGAUUCACCACCAUCAGCGGUGGUGCCAGCGCGAGCUCCGUCGCUGUGGUUCCUGGCACUUACAGCGCCGUCAUCCCCACUGCCACUGCCACCGGCACUGGCGCUGGUGCUGUUCCCCCUUACCCGACCGGUGCCAGCACUCUGGUCACCGCCAAGCCCAGCGGAACUGGCGCAUUGAAGCCUUCCAGCACGACCGGAACCGCCUUUGCCACUGCUGGCGCCGCCCAGGUGGGCGCUGGCCUCGGCUUCUUCGGUUUCGCCGCCAUCGCCGUUGCUGCUUUCUAA
Neoarthrinium moseri is the source of this 1926-nucleotide messenger RNA. RefSeq lists its product as uncharacterized. The coding region runs from base 1 to 1926 and encodes 641 amino acids. The record is from RefSeq and is a predicted model, not a curated record. The transcript has 2 exons. NCBI's taxonomy places the organism in Eukaryota, Fungi, Ascomycota, Sordariomycetes, Amphisphaeriales, Apiosporaceae.